Candidula unifasciata is the source of this 645-nucleotide messenger RNA. The record is from the annotation of a GenBank genome assembly. NCBI's taxonomy places the organism in Eukaryota, Metazoa, Mollusca, Gastropoda, Stylommatophora, Geomitridae.
AUGUCUGACGCCGCUACCGUUGCCCCAGCUGCCGCUGCUGCUCCAGCCAAAGCCGCCAAGAAGAAGGUUGUAUCCAGCAAGCCCAAGACUGUAGCGUCUCACCCACAGUACAAGGUCAUGAUUACCGAGGCCGUCUCCGCGUUGAAGGAACGUGGUGGUUCUUCUCGCCAGGCCAUCUUGAAGUACAUCAUCGCCAACUACAAGGUGGGAGACAACCCUACCGCCAUCAACGCUCGUCUCAAGGCUGCCCUGAAAGCCGGAGUGACCGCUGGAAGUCUGAAACAGUCCAAGGGAACUGGAGCUGCCGGUUCAUUCCGACUUGGAGACAAAGCUGAGAAAGCUCCCAAGGCCAAGAAAGCCACCAAGCCUAAGUCUCCUAAGAAGGCCGCCAAGCCCAAGAAGCCAGCAGCUGCCAAGAAACCCAAGUCCCCUAAGAAAGUCGCCGCCGCCAAGCCAAAGAAACCAGCAGCUGCCAAGAAGCCCAAAUCCCCAAAGAAGGUCGCCGCCGCCAAGCCCAAGAAAGCCAAAACCCCAACCAAGAAAGCAACAGCAGCCAAGCCCAAGGUCGCUAAGCCAAAAGUGGCCAAGAAACCUGCAGCCAAGAAGGUGAAGACUCCCAAGAAGGUCGCAGCAGCCGCCAAGUAA